Messenger RNA from Volvox carteri f. nagariensis, 1602 nucleotides. RefSeq lists its product as uncharacterized. The record is from RefSeq and is a predicted model, not a curated record. The coding region runs from base 1 to 1602 and encodes 533 amino acids. The transcript is spliced from 6 exons. Lineage: Eukaryota; Viridiplantae; Chlorophyta; Chlorophyceae; Chlamydomonadales; Volvocaceae.
AUGUCCUUCGUGGCGAUCGACAGAAAUUCCCUUUUUACGCGUGAUGAACGGCAGUUCUGGGGCAACCCAUCGAUCCUUCAAAAAUAUUUCAAAAUAACACGUGCACGCUCAGCAAUUAAAGGGCAUGGAGACACUGGUGUGCUGAACCUGCUGGACGGCACCAAGUCGGAGCUCGAAAAAGGACAGGAGCUGUUCUUUUUCGAUGAUGAAGCUAAUCUAGUGGCACAGCUGCUAGUUCAGGCCUACGAAUGGAGGCAGCGCGAGGAAGAUGGUGCCAGGGAGCUACGUAUAAUAGUUUCCGUGAAGGAGAAACCCAUCAAGGGCAGGACAGUCAGCUGGCUGAUUCCUGGAUCGAUUGUUCGGGGGGAGAGAUACCAUUCUUUUGAUUUUUGUGACGUCCUUUCUCAGGGCUUCACCGUGUACAGCCAGCAGCCAGGCAGUGCACCACCAGCAGGCACUGCUCAGGAGCAGAUGAUGGCAAUGGGCAACGCUGGUGGAUUUGCUCUGGAAGGUAUUGCAGAGGAGGAGGAUGAGAAUGACGAGGAGUAUGUGCCGGCUACUGUGGAGCCAGCAGGUGUCAACCCUGCAGCUACCAGCAGCGAGCAGCAGCCUACAGCCACCACGGAGGAGCGUGUGCUACGUCGCAGGAAGGCCAACCGCAGAGGGGCCAUCGUUUCCCCUACACAAGGGGCAGUGGUUUGCCGUACACCAGGGGCGGUGGCCUCCCCGGCACACAUGGCCACGGUCUCCCUUACACAAGGGAUGGAGGAUGUACUUAAAACUGUGCUGCAGCAGGGCUUUCAGGAGGUCAGAAAGGAGCUAGCCGAACUCAAGGCCCUGGUGGAACCUGCCACAAAGAAGGGCCAUGUUGCCAAUGCGAAGGUGGCACGUGAGCAGGUCGUGGACAGCUUCAUCAAGAAAUUUCGGCAAGAUCCGUAUUUCAUGUUCGAGGCACGGCCCGACCACUUGGACCCCUUCAAGGUCUUCCUCGCAGGACUCCUCGGGUACAAGUCUGCUGAUGGCACCCCAUCGGUGUCACUGCUUCAAUCAAGUGAAACCGAGAAGACGAUUUCAUAUUAUCGUGGUGACAUGUACACCAACUUCAAGCAUGCAGCCAUGGCAGAGAUCCGCAAGAAAGUUGUCCAGGAGUACCGGGGAUUGGUGGGCACCGAGGGUGCCAAAGCCAUCAUCCUGGACAAGACAUACCGGGACACGGAUGGCAAGCACAUGGCUGAUGCCCGCUUCCAAUCAUGCCUCAUUUCGUAUUACUGCAAGAUUAGACGUGUCAACAGCAGGGAUCUGCAUCUGUUUACGGACAUUAGCAAACUGGAGUUCACUCGUCACGAGUUGGCCCUUGUGGACAUGGAGGUGCAACGUGCCUUGCGUGGGGACGUAGCAGCUUCCAAAGGCUACCUUGGGGGCAGGUCUGCAGAGAUGCACCUGGCCUACAAGAGUGCACUCAGCAUUGUGCAGGCCUGGCGGCACUCUGACAUGGCUACGAACCUCAACAUUGUGGGCAACGAAUUCGUGCUAGGCAAGGCAUCCAAGCAUUGCUUGCAUAUGAGCGCCUACGACUUGAUCCUUGCCAUGUCAGACCAGUAG